Molecule: messenger RNA, 2874 nt
Organism: Orbicella faveolata
Lineage: Eukaryota; Metazoa; Cnidaria; Anthozoa; Scleractinia; Merulinidae
Product: QRFP-like peptide receptor
Biological process (GO): G protein-coupled receptor signaling pathway
Cellular component (GO): membrane
Molecular function (GO): G protein-coupled receptor activity
Source: RefSeq, a predicted model, not a curated record
AACAACGGCAAGGAAUUACAGAGCUUAUAAUGAAACGGAUACCGAAAAGUGAGCGCUUGAUUCAAUCAGCUUAUUACAUAACUAAUUGCGACUGGCAACAGCUGAGGGUAUCUUUUGUCUUGUCAAAAGCCCAAUAAAAACACGUAUAAUUUCCAUCUUUGCUCUGGAAAAAAACGCAAAACCUAAAAGGCAACAGGAACUAGGAAAUAUAGGGGGUGAUGUUGGACGUGUUACAAUUUGAACUUGACUUACGGAAAUGAGGUACACUUUUUUAAAAGUUAGCUUGUAGAAUAUGACGGAAAACUCUAGAUAAUUUCCCCAGUUGAUCAAGUGAUUGUCAGCUGCCUGCCAAUGUAUUUAUAUUUCAAAAAAAAAAAGAAAUUAGAUGUUAAUAUGAUUAGCCGACCUUAUUGGUUUAUUAACCAGUCGCUGGAAAAACAGUUUUGGUGAACAUCUCACUUUCUUUACUGAGUGUCUGAAUCACCCUCAGUACUUUGUAGGUGAAACAGAGGUGGCCUUUAUCAGCGAAAAGAUACAAACAAGCCGCCUUCAAAGUUCUUUUAAACUAUUCAGAAAUCAUUUCUACGGUGGCUAAGAACUAAAUCUUAAGCAGCCUCCGAGUUGUUGGAUCUGUUUUAAUUCAGUGUUUUCCUCGCAGAAAUAACACUUUUAUUGAGCUGCAAUAUAUAUUUACGGCAUUGUGCACUCCAAACUAAAAGAAACCGCAAAGCUUCACUGCGUGACUUUUUUUCUGCGAGACGAAAUUACCAGAAUUCUGGAGUACCAGAGCAGCUUGUAUGCGAGGUAACGUAGGAAUUGACUUGUAUCGACGUUCUUCGAUAGGAAACUCGAUAGCCAUCCCAUAAGGUAAACAUCAAGAAACAAAAUGUACACUGCCUUCGCCAUCUUCUUUUCGAUACUGAUAUUUAUCAAUCUGGUGGGAAAUACGUUGGUGAUACUAGCAGUGGCUCUUAACAAGCCGAUGAGAUCUCCCAUUAACUAUCUCCUGAUAAACUUAGCAACCGCUGACAUAGUUGUCGCUGUGUUCAUUGGUAUUCCGUUCGUCGUUACCCCUGCUCUCAACCACCCCGAGGGGAAAAUGGGAGACGUCCUCUGUAAGUUGUUCACAGGCGGGAACGUAGGCUGGGUCGGCGCGCUUGCCUCUGUGUUCACGCUUGUGGCCGUCGCAAUCGAGCGGUAUGGCGCUGUGUUGUACCCUCACAGCCGAAAGGGGAAACUCACUAAAACCAAACUCAUCAUCCUUGUUGUGUUAUGUUGGUCGCUGUCAGCACUUUGGGCAGUUCCAGGCUUCAUUGCAAUGACGUAUAUCCCAGCGAUUAAAGGUUGCGCCCAUAGCUGGUCCAAGCCAAUCUAUGCUCACUCUUACACGGUUGGGUGGUCUGUGGUAGCCGGUGUCAUCCCGAUAGGAAUCUUGGGAGCGCUCUACUCCAGAAUGGUGUACCAUCUGUGGCUCAAAAAGGAUAGCGUCAGAGAGGAGACCCAGAAAGCUUUGAAACGCCACCGGAAACGCGUGACAAAGAUGGUGGUUUUCGUGACCGUCAUUUACAUCUUAUGUUGGGUUCCUGAGCUUUUAAUCUACUUCCUGGGUUUUACUGGCACCAUAACUCUUGUUGGAAUUCACCAUGCUAUCGCUUCUGCUCUGAUUGUGUUCAACUCCAGCGUGAACCCGGUUGUCUACAGUCUUCAGAGUUCGCAGUUUCGGAAGCACCUGGCCGAUCUGAUUUGCUGCAAGCGCCACAGGAUAUCACCCAUGAACUUAAGCACCACCACUGGGAGCACAUUGAAAAGACAAGAUAUGGAAAUGUUUGAGGAGAGUCGGAUAACAAGACAACAAACACAGGACAUCGAGUCUGUAGUGACAGUAACCUAGGAAUGCCCUUUUAUACAAAGAAAAGUUUUCCUCAGGGAGGUGGAAUGCCUACUUUGUACUGGGGGAGGGGUGCCCUGUGCAAAAUGGCACUUUCACGUCACUUUUGUCCAUAAUUCUCUGGGGUAAUGGGUCGAAAAAAUGUUCAAAAUGGCAGUCUUAGGUAGAGGGAGAAGUAAGGGGAAAGAGGGAAUGACCCCUGUCACCCCUAGGGAAGUUACUUCAGUUACAGAAACUAGGCUGUUACUGGUGUUAAAGUGACAUUAGAGUGACCAACAAGCCAGGCCAGAAUUAUUUAUUGCUGCAUUUAGUUCAUACCAUUUAACACUGAGAUAUGAACUAGAGAUUAUAUUAAUAUUAUAUUUAUCUAUACACAAAUGUUUAAAGUACAUCAUAUAUAGUCAUAUCUACAGAGUCAUGCACACCCAAAACCUUGUAAAAGCUGAAGCUGAUGCAAAAAGUUAAAGAAGACAAGUUACAGAGUAGAAAAGGAUGCUUAUUUCACUGACGACCGUCACCAACUUCAUUAUUUGAAGAAAUGCGACAUCGGCUGGAUUUACAUAAUUAAAUACAACCAUAUCCAGGAAGUCCAUUUUAUUAUGUUAUCAAUAUAUUUCUUUCUAAGUUCUUCAGAGGUAAAUACACGUAAAUGAUUUAAACUCACUAUUAAACAAAUUGUAACCUAUUAUGAAGUUGAUUUUGCAAGUCACGCAAGUUGUAAAUUUUCCCUUUUGCUCGCUAUUGUUCUUAUCUGUAAGUAGAACUUGGUAAAGGAGUAACCAUACACAUUUGUUAUUUAUCCCUCCACUUUUCACUGACAGACGUUCUCACAUGUAAUUAAUUUAAGUUCAUUUGCUUUAGAAAUAAAUGUAUAGAUACUACAUACUACAUUUAAAAGCCCUUGUGUGAUGGGGUUUUGCUUUGCUAGGUUGACAAUACAAAAAUGGCUAGUUACAACAAUAAAAUAAUAUCUAUUUCUGGACUGA